AUGGCAAUCAGAUCCCUUCUCAUCCUGGCCACGGUAGCCCUCGCGACUGCGGAAUCCUCCGUGGUCUCGAUGUUUAUCCCAGGCGUCGACGGCAACGCGUUUGUCGGUUCAAUCAUUGCCCAGAGCACAGGCACGACCACCUACAGCAUCAAUUGUCCCGCUGGGACUGAUAGCAGCGACUGCGGCGUGUCGCCCGGUCUGUUUUUGACCUCGGGACCGAAGAAAGUGGAAUAUUCCAUCAGUGAGGGAAAUUUCUAUGGGCACAUGAUCUGCUCCGUGGGAGGCACGACGGCCGCCGUCUGCACGGAAAUUGACAGCGGCUCCGAUGCCAACUUCCCCGGAACACACACCACCACCCUAGCGAGAAGCGAAAUCACUUCCCUCCCCGUUACCAUCACGGCCGGCGCGACCACCAAUGCGGCCUCUGAUACCUCUGCGUCGACCACGGAAUCCUCCACGACCGCCGCUUCGGAUACCACUGCGUCGCAGACCUCUGCCUCAAACUCGGGCGCGAUGACUUCGUCCACCAGCUCCAGUACUGGUGGCAUGUCGCAAAUCACUGGUGCUCCCGUGCUCGCCCUGGGUGCUGCGGUCGCAUUCGUCGCAGGCGCAUUCUAA
Messenger RNA from Penicillium manginii, 618 nucleotides. Its product is annotated as putative GPI anchored protein. The transcript is spliced from 3 exons. Lineage: Eukaryota; Fungi; Ascomycota; Eurotiomycetes; Eurotiales; Aspergillaceae. Bases 1 to 618 code for a protein of 205 amino acids. The record is from RefSeq and is a predicted model, not a curated record.